AUACUGAAACGGGCUUCUGGUUGAACAAUUUCAGUUUACAAGCUGGAGUGCUGGAAGCUGGAGCGUUGGUACACGUUCGCCUAUAAGACUGCACCGGUGCCCUCCUGUCUGGAAACAUGCGCGAGGUAAUCUCAGUCCACACUGGUCAAGCUGGAGUCCAGAUUGGCAAUGCCUGCUGGGAGCUGUACUGUCUGGAACAUGGUAUCCAGCCUGAUGGACAAAUGCCAUCGGACAAGACUAUUAGUGGAGGAGAUGACUCGUUCAACACGUUUUUCAGUGAGACAGGAGCAGGCAAGCACGUGCCAAGAGCAGUCUUUGUCGAUCUGGAACCAACGGUGAUCGAUGAAGUGCGAACGGGUACAUACCGCCAGCUCUUCCACCCCGAGCAGCUGAUCACCGGGAAGGAAGAUGCUGCCAACAACUACGCCCGCGGCCACUACACCAUCGGGAAAGAGAUCAUCGACCUGGUGCUAGACCGUUUGAGAAAACUAGCGGACAAGUGCACGGGUCUUCAGGGCUUUCUCAUCUUCCACAGUUUUGGGGGAGGCACUGGAUCAGGUUUCGCUUCCCUCCUCAUGGAACGCCUCUCUGUGGACUACGGAAAAAAGUCCAAGUUGGAAUUUGCUGUGUACCCGGCUCCACAGGUAUCUACCGCUGUAGUUGAGCCAUAUAAUUCUAUCCUGACAACACACACCACACUCGAGCACUCCGAUUGCGCCUUCAUGGUGGACAACGAGGCCAUCUACGACAUCUGUCGUCGCAACCUGGACAUCGAGCGUCCCACCUACACCAACCUUAACCGACUCAUCGGACAGAUCGUCUCCUCCAUCACCGCGUCCUUGCGCUUUGACGGCGCUCUCAAUGUCGACCUGACAGAGUUCCAGACCAACCUCGUGCCGUACCCCCGAAUCCACUUCCCACUUGCUACCUACUCCCCCAUCAUUUCUGCGGAGAAAGCCUACCACGAGCAGCUGAACGUCUCGGAGAUAACAAACUCCUGCUUCGAGCCGGCCAACCAGAUGGUGAAGUGCGACCCUCGCCACGGCAAGUACAUGGCCUGCUGCAUGCUGUAUCGCGGUGACGUCGUGCCUAAGGAUGUCAACGCCGCCAUCGCCACCAUUAAGACCAAACGCUCCAUCCAAUUUGUGGACUGGUGUCCCACAGGUUUUAAGGUGGGCAUCAACUACCAGCCACCUACGGUGGUACCAGGAGGAGACCUGGCUAAGGUGCAGCGUGCCGUGUGUAUGCUGAGCAACACCACCGCCAUUGCCGAGGCCUGGGCACGACUGGACCACAAGUUCGACCUGAUGUACGCCAAACGGGCCUUCGUGCACUGGUACGUGGGGGAAGGCAUGGAGGAGGGCGAGUUCUCCGAGGCACGUGAAGAUCUGGCGGCCCUGGAGAAAGACUACGAGGAGGUCGGCGUCGACUCUACGGAGGAUGAGGAGGGAGGUAGAGAAGAAGAGUACUAGAGAGGCCUCCCCCUAAACUGACCUGGCGAGUCAACAACUGCAGCUGCUCAAAAUCGUUGUACUAAAGUGUCAUAGUAAAAAAGAAAAAUCACGAUAAGAACUUUUUAUCAGCAGAUGUUAUCCAGGAGUAGAGAGACUUGUUAAUGUGAGCAGUGGGUUAUCACGUACGAACUUAAAGACAUACCGAGUAAAUGGGUUAGUUAUCAUCCCUCUAGCACUGUUUUAUUUGGACUCCGGCUAAUUUCCUUCAUGCUAAAUCAAAAUACAUGCAUUUCUAUCAGAAGAGUCUUCAGUUCAUCAGUGCUUGAAUUUAACGCCUUCUUUACAGUUUUUGCUUCGUUUCCUCUGUAUGGGGAAGAAAGAACAAAGACCAGAAGAUAAAAAGAGAACAAAUAUUGCCCAGCUUAAUACUAUCUUGCUUCAAAAAAAAAAUUGCCGCAUACACAAAUAAAGAAAAAUCGCUGUUC
Molecule: messenger RNA, 1939 nt
Organism: Pomacea canaliculata
Lineage: Eukaryota; Metazoa; Mollusca; Gastropoda; Architaenioglossa; Ampullariidae
Product: tubulin alpha-3 chain-like
Exons: 6
Coding region: 117-1472 (451 amino acids)
Biological process (GO): mitotic cell cycle; microtubule cytoskeleton organization
Cellular component (GO): cytoplasm; microtubule
Molecular function (GO): GTP binding; structural constituent of cytoskeleton
Source: RefSeq, a predicted model, not a curated record